AUGAAAUGCGUUGCGCUCAUUUUUGUGUGCAUCGCUUUUCACGUCCAGCAGGGAGUGGGACCAUUGCGCGUUAAACGCAGGGGCGUCUCUUCUUGCCCGUCGUUCGUCCUACACCCACGAAAAACAAACGGGGGACACACCAACCGAAUAAACAAAGGUCAUAACUACAAGACCUUCUUAUGGGGGUACCCCAUUUAUGAUGAUUCACCCUUUAAAUUGAGGAGGCCAAAAAUAUACCCCAACUUUGAAUAUGGCGAGCUCAGGAAGUCACAAGAUUUCGAUUACGUCAUAAGUACAAACAUUGCACAGAAGAACUACAAAAUCCCCGAUGUUGGCUACCUGUACAAUGUGGAAGAAAUGGGCACAGGCAGAACUGAUGACGUGUAA
This is a messenger RNA of Plasmodium fragile, 387 nucleotides long. RefSeq lists its product as uncharacterized. Lineage: Eukaryota; Apicomplexa; Aconoidasida; Haemosporida; Plasmodiidae. Bases 1 to 387 code for a protein of 128 amino acids. The transcript is spliced from 2 exons. The record is from RefSeq and is a predicted model, not a curated record.